CGCCUUCAACACCAACUAUCCUCUAAUUAAAGUAUAAAAGAGAUGGAUGAAUUAUGGGACAUCUGGAAUGGCCAGUUACUUGUGGGAAAGCGGGAUCUUGGGCCAGCAAUAAUAUGGUCACAGUACAACACACUUAUCCCUGGACUUGGUGGAAAGUUAAAGAUGACAUGCAUCACAGAAUAUGAUGACCUUUGGAGUAAGAUCUUGCAGAGUGAGCAGUCUUUACUAUCAUGUAAAUAUCCUACAUGCAUUCAAGGGAAGACUGUGUCAGUGUUUAGUAUCUCAUGUCACAGCUCAGCAUUCCUCCAGCUCACUCAAGAAUUGACACAAACACAGAAGCCUUGUAUAUUGACAUCAGAGUUGAUCAACCCAGGACUGCUGGUAGAGGUUGUUCUAGCACCUGAUUGUGGUGAGCUACAGCAACUGGGACUAAAAAAGUUUCCAAAUUCUCAUCAACCCUCUAUCAAUGUCAUCUUUAUAUUCAGCAAAAGUUUAGAGACUACUAUGAACAUUUACAAGGAGCUGCAUAUUGGCAAGUUCUCGUGGGUUAUCAGGCAUUAAAAAAAUUUCCAAAAAGGAGCAGGAGUUGAGUAAUAUUCUUCAGAAGAACAUCCUGAAACUUUGGAA
This is a messenger RNA of Cherax quadricarinatus, 627 nucleotides long. The record is from RefSeq and is a predicted model, not a curated record. NCBI's taxonomy places the organism in Eukaryota, Metazoa, Arthropoda, Malacostraca, Decapoda, Parastacidae.